CCCUCUAAUCUCUUUUCCAAUUACACAAACACUAGGGAAAAAAAAGAAAGUCCACAUAUAUUCAGACAAAACCCUAAUUUCAGACCCUUCCUUUUAAAAGAAAAAAGAAAAAAGAAAAAUUCUUGUUUUGGGUUAUUGAGAAAAAUCCCACUCAUUAUUUUUGUUGCUUAAAGCUUGCCCACUUCUUCCUCUUAUCUUGUGUGUGUGUGGAUAUGAAAAGGAGAAAAGUUUAGAGAGACAGAGAGGUAAUGGCAACUCCCAUCUGAAAGGAAAUUCCAUAUAUAUGAGAGAGAGAAGAAAGAGACCCACUAUGUGAUACAAUCCAAGGGUCAGCUACUACAGAUUAUGUACUACUACUAGCAAAUCAAAAAAAAAAAAAAAAGGAAAAAAAAAAAGACAAAAGAUUGUGUCUACACAUAUGAUCAUGGAUGGUGAAAAUGGGAUCCGAAGACCUAAUUUUCCAUUACAAUUGUUGGAGAAGAAAAAGGAAGAGGAAGAAGAACAACAACAACACCCAUGUUCCUCCUCCGCAAACAACGGAGGAACAAAAACAACAACGACAAUAACAACAACUCCAAAUUCAAAUCUUCAGUCUUCUUCUUCGCCUAAGAAGCCACCUCCCAAAAGGGCCACCACCAAAGACCGUCACACGAAAGUCGAUGGCCGUGGUCGUCGGAUUCGGAUGCCUGCCCUUUGUGCUGCUAGGGUUUUUCAACUCACUCGAGAGCUCGGUCACAAGUCCGACGGUGAAACUAUUGAGUGGCUUCUACAACAGGCUGAGCCUGCCGUUAUCGCUGCGACUGGUACUGGUACUAUUCCAGCUAAUUUUACUUCACUUAAUAUCUCUCUUCGUAGCUCUGGCUCCACCAUCUCCGCUCCUUCUCAUCUUCGGACGAGUUAUUUCAGUCCCACUCAAUUCGCCGUUAGAACGAGAUCGGAUCUUUGGGAUAGAACCAACAAUCAUAAUCAUAAUCUUGUUGAUGAUUCGUCUACAUUCUUGAAUUUCAAUUCUUCUAGUUACGUGAACGUGUUCAAGCAAGAUCAAGGUGGGAUUGAUGUAGUAGAGACGGGGAAAAAACGGCGGUCGGAGCAAUCGGAAUCGUCGUCAGAGAAUUAUAUGGUUCAAACGAGUACCGGUUCUAUUCCGGCGAGUCAAAGCAGUCAAUUGCCGGCGACAUUUUGGAUGGUGACGAAUCCUACCAAUCAAGGGAGUGAUCAGAUGUGGACAUUUCCGUCGGUGGGAAACAGCAGUAUGUUAAGAGGGACGGGUGGCGGUGGCGGCGGAGGGUUUCAUUUCAUGAAUCUGCCACCACCAAUGGCACUUUUGCCAAGUGGGCAACAGUUGGGGACAGGGAUCGGAGGUGGUGGUGGUCCGGCGACGGACAGCCACUUGGGGAUGUUGGCGGCUCUAAGUGCAUAUAGAACAACGAUGCCGGGAUUGUCAGUAUCAGAAUCUCCGACAAGAGGAGUCGGCGGCGUUACUUCUAAUAAUCCUGAUCAAUCAUAGACCCAACGAAACACAUCUCAACAAUCUGUAUGCUUUGCUGCUUUUCCAAUCCUAAUAUUAUACUUUCUUUUUUUUCUACUCA
Molecule: messenger RNA, 1589 nt
Organism: Cucumis melo (muskmelon)
Lineage: Eukaryota; Viridiplantae; Streptophyta; Magnoliopsida; Cucurbitales; Cucurbitaceae
Product: transcription factor TCP15
Exons: 1
Coding region: 419-1507 (362 amino acids)
Cellular component (GO): nucleus
Molecular function (GO): DNA-binding transcription factor activity; sequence-specific DNA binding
Source: RefSeq, a predicted model, not a curated record